This is a messenger RNA of Lindgomyces ingoldianus, 774 nucleotides long. RefSeq names its product haloacid dehalogenase. The record is from RefSeq and is a predicted model, not a curated record. The transcript is spliced from 3 exons. The coding region runs from base 1 to 774 and encodes 257 amino acids. Lineage: Eukaryota; Fungi; Ascomycota; Dothideomycetes; Pleosporales; Lindgomycetaceae. Gene Ontology annotation, molecular function: hydrolase activity, acting on halide bonds, in C-halide compounds.
AUGGCUUUACUUCAAUCUCCGAAGGCUUUGCUAUUUGACGCAUUCGGCAUCUGUGUCGAUUGGAGGAGGACUGUUACCAACUCCCUUUACGCACAUGCUCACGCCUCGCUGAAUUCAGCCACUGCAUCAGUAGUAAACUCCUGGCGAAACUCCUAUAAGAAGUUCACGAAAUCAGUAGCCAAUGAUCCAGCUUUGCCUUGGAAAACAGUUGAUGGACAUCACUUAGAAACACUCGAGCAGCUAUUGUCUGAGUGGAACUUGGACGGGCUUUGGAUAGAUGAUGAAGUCCGUAUGAUGAGCCUGAUUUGGCAUCGAUUGGAGCCCUGGCCGGAUUCUGCUCCCGGUAUCAAAGUCUUGAACAAGCUACCCUACACGGUGACUUUGAGCAACGGCAACCUCAGCCUCCUUUCUGACCUAAAAAGUUACGGCUCAAUGGACUUCACCCGCACUUUCAGUGCCGAGCAGUUCGAAUCGUACAAACCUUCUCCCAGCGUGUACUUAGGGGAGGUUGAAAAACUUGGUUUAAAGCCCCCGGAGUGUGCCAUGGUAGCCGCCCAUUUGACUUACUUGAAGGCCGCGAAAUCUCACGGGCUCCAGGCAAUUUAUAUUGAAAGGUCACUGGAGGAGGAUUGGAGCUCGGAGGAAAUUGAAGUAGCCAAGACUGAGGGCCGGGUCGAUCUCUGGAUUCCGAUAGAUCAGGCAGGAUUUAUGACUGUGGCCGAGAGCCUAGGAGUUGAUAUCGCAUCACAUAUGGUAUUCUUAAGGCUCAAAUAA